UAAUCGUGCCGUUGCUUUGCGUAGCAUUCUGCAUGCCGCCUCAUGAGUACCUUUCGCGAGUACCCUGUGAUGGAAUUCGACUUUUGCCAAAAGCGACCAGCUUUUCUCUUCUUGUCUUUAGUAGCUGUUCAGCACCGAUAAUAAGUAAUGCUGGAUUUCCCCCAGUCUCUCAUGCAUAUCGCACUGGCAGUCACAAUCGAUCUCAUGCGUGUGCGUCGAGUGCAAAUCCGCGUUAUGCACAUCAUACGACCAAUGCCGGCGGAUUGAAGCGUUAGGAUGGCUCCAUGGCGUCCAAAUGAUCGCUCGGCUUGGCUUAAAUAAGGCCAAAGUACUUGCAGCUCAAGUACAUGGCUAAGCCUCUUUCGCCGAUCACUCCGCCUUGGUUCUGCUGCCUGUACCUGCCUUAGCCGUACCUCUCGCCUUGGAGAUUGAAAGUCUCAAUUCGCCUCGAUUACAACAGAUUGACUACUAUUGCUACCGCUUUGUCUUUUCCAACCGAAUCCACUUUCCGUCGUCCCUCUCACGACACUCUAAUAUACCCUCUGUUGAACAGCUCAAAGCCAUGCCUCAAAGCCAUGUCUCACUCGAUUGCCGCUAGUGUUCCCAUAGCCUGCGCGCGGCUACCGACUGUAACAACAGCGGGAAGACCACAACCACUCAAGAGUUCGUAUCACGACAUUGUUCAAAGAAUGCUGUUCACUUCUGAACGGCGGGCGGCGCAGAGACAGGGGGCCGGGAAUGUUGCAAAUACGCGAGACGCCAAGAUGCCAAGGUUUGAAAUCGAGGUACACCUCCAGCGCUCCAACCCCCGGAGCCCCAGCUCUCAGAACUCUUACUCUCAGAGCUCUUACUCUCAGAGCUCCAAUCCUCAGAGCUCCGACUCUCAGAGCCUCGACUCUCAGAGCCCCGACUCUCAAAAGGCCGGCUCUGAACACUCGCGCUAUGUCCAAAUGCUCCUCCAUCAAGAUGAAAUUCCCCUGCUACACAACAUUCUCGCCGCUGUACUCGUCUGGCUUCUGCUGGCGGGCUUCCUCGUCUUCCCCGGAACGUUUACCAGCCUGCAAAAGUCCGUCGAAGGCCAUGACUCCAACACACUAGGCGACCAAGCUGCCAAGCUCAUCGUAAGGAGCAUCAAAAACAUCCCACUGCUGUACAUGGCCGCGAUAAUGUGCGGCAUAUCCGUUUUUGGCAUGCUGUAUCUCGCCUUCAGACACGCUAGAAACUACGUCUGGCUCGUGAACAAGCUGUUUAAGCCGGGAAUGACCAACUCUCUGGCCGGCUUGGUGUCGACUCUCAUCGGCGUGUACUCUCAGCAACACGGCACAUGGAGCAUCACCGCCAAAAUCACCGCCAUGGUUGAGGGAGCCUCGCUUUUCCCAGGCAUGGAGAGCAUUAUGGUGGUUGCCCUGGCCAGCAGCGGUACUCAAAGCAACUGUUCCCUCAGAGAGCAUAGUGAAACCUGAAACGAAACUGAGAGCUGGAUGUAAUGAUACCACAAGCUUACUUCGCUGGCGAAGACGUAAGACUGAAUGAGAUUUGCCUUUUUUUUUUUUUUUUUUUUUCCCCAUCCUUUUUUUUAGGCUGGAUUGGGACAGGAUAGACACUAUGUAUUAAUCGCUUCGUACAUUAAUUAAAACAAUUUGUUUGCUGCACUCCCUCAAUACCUACACAAUUCUCAUCGUAGUAAAGGCGCUCGUUCGCUCGAGAUGAUGGAGUGACUGUUCUUCCAGCCCAUGAAUCGUUCCGAGAGCCUAUACGAGAAAUGGCAAAGCAUGCCAGCCAGGAAGCCAACUGCGUCAUUCUUAAAGGCCAAGAUACCAGCCGUCGUCACCAGCAUAAUGGUCCAUCGUUCCAGACGUUCCUCAUCCGAUAGCUGUCGAUGUAAUCUCGGGCUGACAAGGCCGCCCUGCCGAGCAGAUUCGUGCCACAAAUCAGGGGCGCCUUGGUUCAGCGUGUGCCCAACCUUGGCCAGCUCCAAGCCGGCCGCCACGACCAUGACGCCGAGAAGGCCAUGUGGGAUCUCCGUUAGUAGAUUGACGAGCGUCUGGCCGAAUAAUAGUCCCAAGGCGACUUUGAAAAGACCCAAGAUGAUUACGCUGGCGCCGCUGCGCGCUCCGAAGCGAUAUUGAGCUGCCAGGCCUCCGGCGCCGUGGCACACGGGCAUGGCUCCAAACCAGGUUCCCGAGAGGUUCAUGAGCGCCACGCUGAAACCUAUAGACGUGACGGACGGAGAGGGUAUAUCCGGCAGCAAGUCGCUGGCCAGCGCACUCACCGCGAUGAUGGAAUUCAGCGUCGUCAGGGGAAGCUGCCCAACCGCCAUCCACAGAGCCGGGGCGUCCCCCGCGCCAAUCCACGACGGAAGCACAAAGCGCGGCCGCCACACCUGGAACCAAGGCAAGCUGCUCUGGUCGUCGGAAGCCAGCACCUGGACGAGGGCCAGCACGAGGGCCAGCAGGAAGAAGCCCAGCGCAUAGGGGAACCGCGGCUUGUCCUGCGUGAAGAUGAGGACGAGAAAGGCCGCCAUGGCCCAGAGGCGGUUGUCCAGCGCGGGAUGCAGCCAGUGAAGCGGCUGCAGGAGGGACGAGCCCGCGCCGAUGAUGAGGGAGAGGCCUGCGCCGAGCUGGAUGCCUUUGACGACGGGGAUGGGCACAAAGGCCACGGCGGCGCGGAGGAGGCCCGUGAUGCUCAUGAGAAAGACUGCUGCGCCAACCCAUUGGCCCGCGGCGACGACGACGCCCAUGGAGGGGUCUUCGCGCGCGGAGAUGGCGGCGGCGGCGAUGGCCUAGGUUUGCCGCAUGUUAGCAAUGAGGCUUUUCAACAGACAAAGGACUGAAGGACGCUUCUUCAUCCCAACGAGGUAAUAAAGAAGCAAGCAGCAAAGGGAUAUGCCGAGGUCUGUCUCUAGCUCCAGG
This is a messenger RNA of Trichoderma atroviride IMI 206040, 2912 nucleotides long. NCBI's taxonomy places the organism in Eukaryota, Fungi, Ascomycota, Sordariomycetes, Hypocreales, Hypocreaceae. The record is from RefSeq and is a predicted model, not a curated record.